Molecule: messenger RNA, 488 nt
Organism: Nycticebus coucang (slow loris)
Lineage: Eukaryota; Metazoa; Chordata; Mammalia; Primates; Lorisidae
Product: spindle and kinetochore-associated protein 2-like
Exons: 1
Coding region: 14-376 (120 amino acids)
Biological process (GO): cell division; mitotic cell cycle; chromosome segregation
Cellular component (GO): spindle microtubule; outer kinetochore
Molecular function (GO): microtubule binding
Source: RefSeq, a predicted model, not a curated record
UCAACUAUUCAACAUGGAGGCGGAGGUCGAUAAGCUGGAACUGAUGUUCCAGAAAGCUGACUCUGAUCUGGAUUACAUUCAGUACAGGCUGGAAAAUGAAAUCAAGACUAAUCAUCCUGAUUCAGCAGGCGAGAAAAGUCCAGUUACACUGUUAAAGGAAAUGCCAGCGAUAAAGUCUCGAUAUCAAACUUUGUACACACGCUUCAAACUAGCUGCUGUUGAGCAGAAAGAGACUAAGAGCGGCAUUUGUACUACUGUGAAUAAGACUAUAAACAUGAUACAACUACAAAAGCAAACAGACCUGGAGCUGUCACCACUGACUGAAGAAGAGAAAAAUACAGCAGAGCAAUUAAAAUCUCACAUGCCAGACUUAUGAAGAAAUGGACUUCCAAAAGGGAACUCUAAUAGAGAAGAAAUCAAUUCCACAAAAAUUUAGGAAGAUGUCUUUUAAUGGUUGAUAACUAGUGGGAGGGGGCUGGUGAAGGAGA